AUUGCAAUUACAAUGGUUACAAUUUAAUGUUAAAUUUUGCUUAAAAAAAUUAUAAUUUAUUAUGGUUAUCGAUGUGAAUGAUAUAUGAAUGUGAUUGUUAUGCUAAAAAAUCAACAUUAUUUAUUAAAUUUCUUAAUCGUUUAUUUUCAAAAUAAAUGUGGAAAAAUUAUCUCUACGAUACUUAUGGAAUACGCAUAAUUUAUAAUGGAAGGCAUUAACAAUUUGGAACAAUUUCUUACUGAUAUUUGGCACGACAUUGCCAAUCUCGUGUACGAGUCCACAGUCUAUAUAGAUCAUGCAGCGACAGAAUGUCUACACUGGCAUACUGGUGGCAAGAUAUCCUCUUUUUUUAAGGAUGCUGGUGCAAUAUCAAUUUAUGAAUUGGCUAUGUACAAUUUCCAUUAUGUGAAAGUAAAGAACUGUAAAAAGGCAGUUAUUAUUUCAACCUCCAACAAUUCAGCUUUUUAUCACCGCACAGUUAAAAUGAUAAUGGAGAAAAAUGCAUUUGAUUGUUGUACAAUCAUCACUGCUGCCCAUCCAAAUGUACUGAAUUAUGAGGACACAGUAUCAUUAGAGGACAGAGUAGAUUAUAUCAAAUUGAAAAGAGAUAUAGAAAAUUGGAUGUAUUCUAAUCAGCAGGAAUGUUCGAUGGCAAUACUUUUUCGACCAAUUUUUAUUUGCUCAAUUGACAAUGGUUUUUUCUUGACACCACCUUUCAAUGAUCUAUUACCUCCUUUAAAUAGUACGCUAGUAAAAGAUUCCGAGCACAUGAUUGAUCAUUUCAUAAGUUUACUUAACAGUUUUUUUAUGCACUUAAAUUUGAAAGAAGACAUCUACUCGAUUGGGAAGUUUAGCGAAUAUAUUGCUGCAAAAUUAGAAAUGUCACAGACAGCUAUUACUCGUAGAAAUAAUUUAGGGGGUGCAAAAGACAGAGGAGUGUCUUUAAUUUUCGUCGACAGAACAUUAGAUCUUUGUACUCCUACCAGUAAUAAUACUGAAUCGUUACUGUCCAGAAUAUUGUGCACUUUGCCUCAUUUACCUCAUCACUACAAUGAUGUCGCAAUAAACAUGUCUCCUCUAUUUUGUAGUUUGCAGGAACCUAUUGAGGUACCAGGAUGUUUAGCCAGCAAUGACAGUAGUCUAAUGAAUAUAUUAAUCACGAAAAAACAAAAAGAGGUAUUGACUACCAUUAACAAAAUGCUCAUCGACAUUCUAUCAACGAAAGAAAAUGUAAAAUUAAAAGAGAAUCUCAAAGCAAAACUGACAACGAGGAUUUCCGCUCAUAGUUUAGAGAAACUUGUAAAUAAAUUCAAAGAUAUAGACGAUCUCCAUAUUAUAUCGGAAUCAAGUAAAAAACUUCAAGUGGUGCUAGGAAUUAUACAAGCCCUAACAUCGGAAAAGACUUCCCAAUUAGAGCUGCUGAUUAGUCUUGAGAAAUUAGUUUUGCAAAACAUAGCUAUCAGUCGUGAUUCUACAAACGUGCUUGGGCAAUUCAGUAAUAUAAUAAAAACUCGCGAAACGAGAGGCUUAGAUACUGACAAUAUAUUGGCACUCUUGGUGCAUAUUUAUGCAUUUGUUGGAACUGAAAUACAAUUCUCUUCUCAGCAAGAGGAACAAUUGAAAGAAACCAUAGCUGACGCUAUAUUUGAGGAUAUCACGAAAUUAAAUGAAAACAGGAUGGAUAGCAAGAUAUCGGUGUAUCAGCAAACUUUAUUGCUUUUUGGUACUGCUGAUGCCGAGAUUUUGAAGAAAACUUCUACAAAAAUGGCGGAACACAUUAUAAGUACUCUACGUGAAGUAGCUCAGCAACGCACUUUUCUGUCUGAUUAUACGUAUGAAACUAUAUCGCGCAUUUUUAAUAUAGAUAAUUCAAGUAAACGAGAAAUUUACUUUGAAGUCGAAUAUAUAUCGCAUAUCUCUAAUUUUUAUAUUUUAUAUUUUGAAUUGUGUGUAUUUUAUGUUCUUAGUAUUCAUGUUUUAUAUUUGUGGAAUGAUCAGAAUUAUUUCAUUUAUAUUUUUUAUAGAUCUUUGAUGUCUAAAUCGAGUUCUCAAGAGAUAGUUCGACGUGUUGGUAUCUUGCAACAAUUACUAACAGAUGUGCUCCAUCCAGAUAGAUAUGAACUUCUUGAUUUACACCAGAAAUCAUCUUCAUUUAUGUCUGCUGGUUUAAACUUAUUCUCAAAAGGAAGAAUGAGACAUCAUCCAUGUGAUAAUAAUUGGAUUAUUAUUUAUGUCGUUGGUGGCAUAACACCAGAAGAAGUAAAAGAGACGAAAGAAAUUAUAUCAUUAUUCAAUCCCAAUUGCCAAAUAACAAUGGCAAGUACAAAACUGUUAAAUCCGUUAGAUAUAGUAGAUAAUGUUCUUCUAUCAUCAAUUGAUUUUUAAUUAAAAAUAUGUUACUUCUAAUAUUCUUAUAUCAUUGAAGAAUCCACUUUAUGCCAGAGUCAAAAAUUGAAUAACGAAUCUGUCUUACGUUCUUGGCGGAUUGUAUGUUUGCAAUAAAUUCGUGAGUUACAGUAUUUUUA
Molecule: messenger RNA, 2525 nt
Organism: Linepithema humile (Argentine ant)
Lineage: Eukaryota; Metazoa; Arthropoda; Insecta; Hymenoptera; Formicidae
Product: sec1 family domain-containing protein 2-like
Biological process (GO): vesicle-mediated transport; intracellular protein transport
Source: RefSeq, a predicted model, not a curated record